ACCAGGGUGUUACAUUAAUUUUAGAACCCUAAAGUAAUUGUACAUUCAGGAAAGAAUCAAAGAAUAACUUGUAGAUAUACAAGGUUAUGUCUCCUUUAAGAAGCUCUGGUGAAAAGCAGUGGCUAAAUGCUUGGGUGCUAACUGAGAAGUGAGUGUUUCGAACUCACAAUCCUAACAGCAGGAAGAGAUAGGACAGUUUGUUUCCUUAAAGAUUACAGCCUUGGAAAACCUGUGCCAGCCAUUCUACUAUGUCCUUUAGGGUCACUAUGAAUAGGACUCGGCAGCAAUAUGCAAUCUGCAUAUCCCCUUAAACAUCCACGUAUUUUUUGCAAAAUUCAAACAAUAUUGUGGGCAUUUACAAAUGCCGUUUUCCUGAGCCAGGCUAUCUCUUAUGAUUCUCAGUCUCAGUAUUCUAAUGAUGGUGGUCUUAUGUCUCCUACUUCUCCUGAUCUUACCUUUAUAAUUUUUCCUUUAGCACUAAAUUUACAUUCUUUGUUUUCUUAGUGCUAUUAAUAAACAUGAACUUUUAGAAUGACAGAAUGGUGAAAUGCACAUGUUUUCUGAAACUGCUAUCCUGAAGAAAACUACUGAAGUUCUGUCACUCAAGAACAAUUUCCUGGGUUCAAAAUCCAGCUCAUCACUGACUAUACUGUGUAAUCUCAAACAAGGUCCUUCAGUUACAUAUACAUCAGUUUUCUUAAGGAAAUUAUGGGGCUACCUGUUUUAUAGUUUAUAGUGUUACUUGGAGAUGUAAAUUAAUUAAUACAUUUUAAUGUUUUAGCUCAAUAUUUGAAAUGGUAAAUGUUAUAUAAGUAUGUUAUUAUCAUUAAUAUUGUUACUAAUUUCUAUUAUCUUUACUUCAGAAUUUCUCUAGCAAUAAUCAUGGCGUUAACUGUAGGAAAUCAGAGUACUGGAGCCACAUUCACCCUCUUGGGCUUCUCAGAAUACCCAGACCUCCAGGUGCCCCUCUUCACGAUGUUCCUGGCCAUCUACAUGGUCACUGUGGUGGGGAACCUGGGCAUGAUUGUGAUCAUCAGGAUCAACCCCAAACUCCACACCCCCAUGUACUUUUUCCUCAGUCACUUGUCUUUUGUUGAUUUCUGCUACUCCACUAUAGUUACACCCAAACUAUUAGAAAACUUGGUUGUGGGAGACAGAACCAUCUCCUUCACAGGGUGCAUCAUGCAGUUCUUCUUGGCUUCUAUAUUUGCAACUGCAGAAACAUUCAUAUUGGCAGUGAUGGCCUAUGACCGUUUUGUGGCAGUUUGUAACCCCCUGCUUUACACCGUUGUCAUGUCCUCAAAGACCUGUGCAUCGUUAGUGGCCGGGCCCUGUGCAUGGGGUAUAGUUACUUCCCUGACACUUACUUAUUUUCUUCUGGCAUUAUCCUUCUGUGGUUCUACUAUCAUAAAUAACUUUGUCUGUGAGCACUCUGUCAUUGUUUCUGUCUCGUGCUCUGAUCCCUAUAUCAGCCAGGUGCUUUGUUUUGUCAUUGCCAUGUUCAAUGAGGUGAGCAGCCUGGUGAUCAUCCUCACUACUUAUAUUUUCAUUUUCAUUACUGUCAUAAAAAUGCCUUCUGACGGGGGGUGCCAAAAAGCCUUCUCCACCUGUGCCUCCCACUUGACCACCAUCACCAUUUUCCAUGGGACUGUCCUGUUCCUCUAUUGUGUACCCCAUUCCAAAACCUCCUGGCUCAUCGUCAAAGUAGGAUCUGUGCUUUACAUAGUGGUCAUCCCCAUGCUGAACCUCCUGAUCUACAAUCUCAGGAACAAAGAUGUGAAGAAGACUGCCAGAAAGUUAACGAGGCACACAAUACAAUCUUGA
Messenger RNA from Loxodonta africana (African savanna elephant), 1824 nucleotides. RefSeq names its product olfactory receptor 5D13-like. The transcript has a single exon. Gene Ontology annotation, cellular component: membrane. Gene Ontology annotation, molecular function: odorant binding; olfactory receptor activity; G protein-coupled receptor activity. The record is from RefSeq and is a predicted model, not a curated record. Gene Ontology annotation, biological process: G protein-coupled receptor signaling pathway; sensory perception of smell. Lineage: Eukaryota; Metazoa; Chordata; Mammalia; Proboscidea; Elephantidae. Bases 802 to 1824 code for a protein of 340 amino acids.